Messenger RNA from Mucor velutinosus, 1362 nucleotides. RefSeq lists its product as uncharacterized. The transcript has a single exon. Bases 1 to 1362 code for a protein of 453 amino acids. Gene Ontology annotation, molecular function: protein binding. The record is from RefSeq and is a predicted model, not a curated record. Lineage: Eukaryota; Fungi; Mucoromycota; Mucoromycetes; Mucorales; Mucoraceae.
AUGGCAAAUGUACAAGACAUUGAGCUGUCGAUGCGUCGAAACAAGGCGACACUGAUUGCUGAUUUCUACCGCUCCCUGUCAACGCAAGACAUUGAUCGAAUAUGGCCCUUGUAUACAUACCUUUACAACAAUGACUACCUGAGCUGUCUGACACGAAAAAACUAUCACAACCUAUUUGUAUAUACGAUUCGAUCUCGAGCAUCCCAAAAGAACCUGCACCGAUUGAACGCCCUGGUAGAUGAUAUGAGGCAGCGCGGCUUCUCGUUACGGCUGUCAGAAUACAACAGUUUGAUCAAUUGGGUGGGCGGAAAGACGGUGCCUCACAAGCAUCCUCAUCACUUGAUAGAUGCACUUCAGUUAUUCGACGAAAUGCAGCAACCUUAUAGAAUAGACGAGAAUACGGGCGAGAAAAUCGAAAAGGAUGUGGUGCAGCCCAACGUAACGACAUUCAACUCGCUAAUACACAUUGCAGCUCAACUCUUGGACCUACGAACUGCUCAAAAGCUCUACCACGACAUGGUGUCAAGAGGUCUUCAGCCGGACCAGUUCACUUAUUCCACCUUGCUGCAUGCCAUGGGUAAAAUGGGCGAUGUGGAUGGCAUUGAUCGCAUGCUGGAAGAUGUGCAAUCAAGCGGAUUAAACAAAGUCAUGAAUACAACAGUUAUUUGGAAUGUGGUGAUGACAGGCUACGCUUGCAACGGGGCAAAGGAUCGAGCUUACAACAUGUUUAAGCGCAUGCUGAAAAGUCAAAGGAGGAGCGGAAGAAGGCCGUUAAACAAGACAGCAGCACCGGUCGUGGAUGCGGAGAGCUUUAGGAUAUACAUCGACAUGAUGCUGCAUGACGAUAAACGGAAUGAGGCCAUUUCAACACUGUACUCGAUGAAGGAUGUCGGCGUGCAGCCUAUCAUCACUAUAUACAACACGCUGUUCAGUUCGUUUAUGAGUCAAGAACCUCGUUUUGGGCCGGCCGACAUCGACACAUCUAACGACCAUCACGACGAGGAGGGCGAUCCUCAGCGGAAACAAAAUUUAGACACUUUAGAAAAAAUAUAUCAACAUAUGAAAGACACUCAAGUAAAGCCGAAUUCGGAAACAAUGUAUACCCUCGUAUCCGCUUUUCUUGAUUUAGGUGAUACCAAAGCUGCUUUGGAAGUAUUUGUUCAUCUUAGCACCCGCCACAACAACACCACCACUCCCCCCACUGAACAUCAUGCUGAAAAACCAAACGUACGUUCCAAUUCCGUCGCGACACUGGCAAGAGAUCGCUUGUCAAGAAUGGACCGCAGUGAGCCAGCUAAAAUUGAGCCAAAUCCUGAAUUGCUGGAAAGGUUGAAUAGUAUUUUAGCGAAAUCCAAUGUAUAG